UGGUAGCUUAUUCCUGGCCGACGUCUGUAUUCAGCAUCCUUGGCCAGCCUGAGGUCUGAAUUAGGAUCGCUCCCGUAAAAAAUCCGCUUUGGUGUUCAGGCAUACCAAGACAGAGGUUUGGCUGCUGUGUCGGCAUUUUGCUACCCAGGCACUAUGCGGCGUUCUCCAUCAUCUGGCACCAGAAGAAUCCCUUCGACCCCUCCUUCCCGCCGCCACCAAUCUGGAGGAUCGCCACGCGGGAGGCAAACCUCUCCCCGUCGUCCUGGACUGAGGCAACCCCCACAACAAGCAGCAGCAAGUCCUCGGAGAAGGAGGAGAUACAGGCCUGGCCAGCGAGCCUUGCAGGAGAUCAGAAAGUAUCAAAAAAGUACUGAUCUACUAAUUGCCAAGCUUCCCUUUGCUCGUGUGGUACGGGAGAUCUGCCUGGAAUUUACGCGAGGGGUUGACAUGAUGUGGCAGUCCAUGGCACUACUUGCCUUGCAGGAGGCAGCUGAAGCCUUUCUGGUUCAUCUCCUGGAAGACGCCUACCUCUGCACCAUCCAUGCCAAACGGGUCACCCUCCAUCCCAAGGAUAUCCAAUUGGCUCGCCGGAUCCGUGGCCUUGAUCAGGGUUUGGGUUAGUUCCCUUUCUUGAGCUGUCCUAGCUGAAGAGGUGAGCAGAGAUGGAUCCAAAGACGAGAGGAGAAAUGAAUGGCCUGAUCGCCAGGAAGGGGAAGAGCCAUCCAGCCACCCAUGUUUAAAGUGCAACCGCAGUCUCUGCCUUGGAACGGAGCCUCGUGCCAACGACGGGGACUGGAAAGUUGCUUCCCAUUUUAGAGUUGGCCUUGUAUUUUUGC
Messenger RNA from Pseudonaja textilis, 836 nucleotides. The record is from RefSeq and is a predicted model, not a curated record. NCBI's taxonomy places the organism in Eukaryota, Metazoa, Chordata, Lepidosauria, Squamata, Elapidae.